This is a messenger RNA of Protopolystoma xenopodis, 864 nucleotides long. NCBI's taxonomy places the organism in Eukaryota, Metazoa, Platyhelminthes, Monogenea, Polystomatidea, Polystomatidae. The record is from the annotation of a GenBank genome assembly.
AUGCUGAGUUGCAUUGGUGGGAGCGCGCGGGAAGGCUCGAGACGUGUGGGCGUGUGGUUUUAUCGCUCGGUCCAGGGAGAAGAAGUGGGCCGCCAGUUGUGGUCGGGUCGAUCGAGAGCCGAAGGGAGGCGGAAGGGCAGCGCGGGCGGAUGGAGCAGCUUCAGGCGUGGCGACUGGUCCGGGUCUCUUGCCGCCCCGUCCGGUGCAGAGAGAGACAGCCCGACCGGCUCCCCACCCUGCCCAAGGCAGGAGGCGAACGCGUAUACACACGGACAGACACACCGACUUUGGGCUGGUUACGCCUCCGAAUGCGAGUCUGUUUGCUCACGUCCUCGAGAGCGUCUGGUGCGCAGUGCCCCAGCGCAAAAACACAGCACCACGACAGCCGCCGGCUCAGCUAGCACGCCAACUCGACUCCCUCGCCCUCGCCGUAGCUACGGUGAAAGCGUCGACUUGGGGCAAAGUACGAAUGCACCAGUCUGGGCGCGUCUGUGGCUGCGUCUGCGUCUGUGUGGCAGUGUGCAGCGCGUAGGUCUGUUCGCCUCGGGGAGGCGCAUUGAUGAAUCAGCCGGUGAGGCUGCCUCUGGCAACGAUCGACGCGAAGGCGACUCGAGACGCCCAGAAAUUGGCGCAUUCAUAUCACGCACCGCCAACUACCGGCACCAGCCCACACUCCCUCGCUCAUUCACUCAUUCACUCUCUCACACAGGCACAAACACAAAAAACCGCCACACACACACACACACCUACACACAGGCACACCAUGCCUACAUACAGGCAGACAAAGUAAGGAUGACAAGCGAGCAUUCAGAGGCAGGCCGACUCGACCACCAGUUUGGACACACCCUUACACUGAGCGCCUAA